GAGGGAGAGCGAGGGAGCGAGGGGCGAGCGUUGGGGAGCAGCAUGGAGACCUCGGCUGACUGGCUGGCCACCGCCGCCGCCCGGGGCCGGGCUGACGAGGUGCGAGCGCUGCUCGAGGCGGGGGCGCCGGCCCCCGCGCCGAACCGUUACGGUCGGAGCCCGAUUCAGGUCAUGAUGAUGGGCAGCGCCCGCGUGGCCGAGCUGCUGCUGCUCCACGGUGCGGACCCCAACUGCGCGGACCCCGCCACCCUCACCCGACCCGUGCACGACGCCGCGCGGGAGGGCUUCCUGGACACGUUGGUGGCGCUGCACCGAGCCGGGGCGCGGCUGGACGUGCGCGACGCCUGGGGCCGCCUGCCCGUGGACCUGGCUGAGGAGCGGGGCCACCGCGACGUCGCCCGCUACCUGCGCGCGGCUGCAGGGGGCACCGAAGGCGGGAGCCACGCCCUCGCAGACUCCGCGGAAGGUCCCGCAGGUGAGGUGGCUGAUCCACGAGUUUGA
Molecule: messenger RNA, 501 nt
Organism: Lipotes vexillifer (Yangtze River dolphin)
Lineage: Eukaryota; Metazoa; Chordata; Mammalia; Artiodactyla; Lipotidae
Product: cyclin-dependent kinase inhibitor 2A, isoforms 1/2/3
Exons: 2
Coding region: 43-501 (152 amino acids)
Biological process (GO): negative regulation of cell population proliferation; regulation of cyclin-dependent protein serine/threonine kinase activity; regulation of G1/S transition of mitotic cell cycle
Cellular component (GO): nucleus; cytoplasm
Molecular function (GO): protein kinase binding; cyclin-dependent protein serine/threonine kinase inhibitor activity
Source: RefSeq, a predicted model, not a curated record